GUCAUAUAACAAAACCACAAAGAGACAGGAUCGGCCCGGCGGCAUUUUUGCCUGUUACAUCACAACCAACCGUUACGGAAAACCACGUUGCUGUGUUUUGCUUUGGUUUUUUUCAGCUGUUAAAAGCUUUUCUUCAUUUCACUACAGUAUGGAAGUCAAUUUACAGACAGCAGUUGUGUAAUCCAUCAUGCUGACAUCCAAUUAUUCCCAAACAUCUGCCCAGGGCUAUGGAUCCUAUGGUGGAGGUGGUGGUGGAAGUGGUGGUGCUAACCAGGGCUAUGGUCAGUCCUCUGGCCAGAGUUACAGCCAGCAGGGCUACGGGGGCUACAACCAGGGCUCUGACAGUAGCUCUGGCUCCUACAACCAGGGAGGAUAUGGCAGUUAUGGUCAGUCCCAGUCAGGAGGAUACGGUUCUCCGCCCUCUAACCAGAGUGGUGGAGGUGGUUAUAAUCAUUCCAGUCAGUCCUACAGCUCUGGAGGCUACAGCAGCAGCAACCAGCCCUCCAACACGGGCUACAACCAGCAGUCACCCUUCUCUAGUUACAGCCAGCAGCAGCCUCCUGCUUCAUCCUCUGCAGGCUAUGAAGGCAACUCACAGGCCGCUGGCUAUAACCAGCCACCCAGCGGUGGACAGAGCGGUGGUGGUUAUGGGAGCAGUGGAGGUCAGAGUGGUGGAUAUGGUAGCAGCGGGAGCCACCAACAACCAUCCCAACAUGGAGGAGGUCACUACAACCAGCCUCCGAGCUACAACUCCCCUCCUCCACAGAGCUACAGCCAGCAGAGCCAGUAUGGUCAAGGUGGAGGAUACGGAGAUGACAGCCCUCCAAUAAGUGGAGGAGGAGGUGGAGGAUACAGUGGUCCUGAUGGAGGUUACGGAGGUCAGGAUGGCCGCGGUGGCAGGGGCCGUGGGGGUGGAUUUGGAGGUCGCGGUGGCGGCGGAUAUGAGCGUGGUUUUGACCGAGGUGGGCGAGGUGGACCAAGAGGAAGAGGAGGCAUGGGAAUGGGCGAUCGUGGAGGAUUCAAUAAGUUUGGUGGACCAAGAGACCCAGGUCAUGGACAUGGAGGACCUGGCUUCAUGCAAGACCAGGAUAACUCUGACAAUAACACCAUCUUCGUACAAGGCCUGGGAGACGACUACACUGUAGAAUCAGUGGCAGACUUUUUUAAGCAGAUUGGGAUCAUUAAGGUCAACAAGAAAACAGGCCUGCCCAUGAUCAAUCUGUACACGGACAGAGAGACAGGAAAGCUGAAAGGGGAGGCCACAGUUUCCUUUGAUGACCCCCCUUCAGCUAAGGCCGCCAUCGACUGGUUUGAUGGUAAGGACUUCAAUGGAAAUCCCAUCAAGGUGUCCUUUGCCACCCGCAGAGCUGACUUUGGAGGCCGAGGUGGCAUGAGGGGAGGUCGCGGACGAGGAGGGCCGAUGGGCCAUGGCGGAUUUGGUGGGGGUCGAGGUGGAGGUUUUCCAGGAGGCAAUGGUGGCAGUGGAGGAGGUGGAGGAGGGGGACAGCAGAGAGCUGGAGACUGGAAGUGUUCAAACCCCAACUGCGGCAACCUGAACUUCUCAUGGCGUAAUGAGUGUAACCAGUGCAAGGCUCCUAAACCGGAGGAUGCUGGUGGGAUGCCCCCCAUGGAAAGAGGAGGUUACGGAGGAGAGCGCAGAGGGGGGUUUGAUCGAGGCGGCUUCAGGGGCCGAGGCGGCGACCGCGGGGGCUUCAGAGGGGGCCGAGGAGGCGACCGGGGAGGAUAUGGCCCUGGCAAGAUAGACACAAGGGGUGACCGCAGACAGGAGCGACGGGGCCGUCCCUACUAAAUCAACAUUCAAAGACGAACUCUUCUCCCCCCACCUCAGCACAAAGAACAGUGUGUGUGUGUGUGUGUACCCCUGUCCAUACUGGGCCCAGCCCUCACCUUUCCCUUUUUAUAUAACUCUGUUAACUUCGAUCCUCCUGAUUCAGUCUGUAGAAAAAAGUGACCGUCCCUGUUUUUUGUGCUUGCUCUUGUUCAUGUCGCUCAUUUUCUUCACAUCCAUCCACACUCCUUUCUUCUGCUCAGUGGGGCCUCAUUUAGAAAAACAAACUCAGGAUCAAAUUCCAUCUCAAUUUUCUUUUUUUCUUUUUUUUACUACCAGAGCCUGAUUUUUAUCACUUUGGCCAUCAGUUCAGUUGAUUACUAAAACAGUUUACUCACCAGCACCAACAGUGGCAACAGUCAGAAACAGUCCAGCUUAACUAUAUCAUCUAAAUCCCUUAUUACCUCUGCAGGGAGGAGUCCACCAGUGUUGAAUGAAAUUCCAUGGAAAAUUCAGCUUUUUGUUGUGAAUUCAGUAACUUUUCCGAAGGAAAUUUUAACAUUGUGAGAUGGCGAAUAUGCCAACCUUAUUAUUAUUUUUUUCUCCUGAACAGCUGAGCCUACUUGAUGGAAACAAAUCAAUAUUUUGUUGUUUUUCUUAUUGACAUGUUGAGGGCACGCAUCCUUGUUUUCACUUCAAGGUUUAGUAACCAGGGGACUUAAAAACCUGAAGGCUCGUGUUGUUUUCACCAUAAGACUUUAGUGUAAAAGUGCGGCUACCAUGGUUACUGCAUGCUCAGGUGUACGCAGUUAAGUUAGUGAGUCAACUGAUAUUUUAAGUGACAAAUAUCGGCCAAAGCUGUGGAAUAUAAACCCCAGGGAGUCCAAAAAAAAAAAACGCUUUAAGUCAAGAAACGGACUUUUGAAAAUAUUGGUCAUCUUAAAUCUCACUGUAGACUAAAUACACUUCUGGUGGUUGUGUUGGAUCACUGCAGGAUAGGAAGCUCUUACACUGCACUUUGUUCACAAACAGAACAACUCAACAACUGAGCAGUUACUGUAGAGUGUGAGACCCAAUAGGCCUCAUGAAGGAACCACUCAACCAGUGGAUUUGUUCUCAAUGGCAGGUACGAGUGACUUAAUGGAAUUUGUUGCAUUCACCAGUUUUCUUAUACCCAGAAUUUAGUGUUUGGUAUGAACCAAAGUCAUGACUGGUUCAGACCCGUCGAUAAGUCAUGUGCAAAUAGCCUGGUUUUCUUUUAGGUGGAAAAAACAUUUGACUUAAAAAUCAAAAUGUCUUAAUCCGAAUGAAUUUGGAGUGAACACCAGAUCAUGAAAACUAAAAUAAACUUGAUGAUAUGACAAACAGAUCAUUCAUUUUGCUCUAACAUUAUCACAGUUUACCUAAACAAUUUAGUUGUUUAUUUGGGACAUACUUUGGCAUGGCAACUUUUUAAAAUAUUUUUUUAGUUUUGAGGAAGCCUCAGGGUCUUGACGCAGGUCGCUGUCCAGGGGAACAUCCCCUGUUGUAACGCUCGACAAUUUAAAUCCUUCAGUUCAAAAAGUAAAUAAGUAAACGGACCAUGUCAAUUUCCAAAAGCCCAAGGGGACAUCACUUGUUUGGUCUAACGAUUCAGAACCCAAAGCUAUUCAGUUUAAUUUCAAACAAGGAAAAAGUGUUGAUUCCCAUAUUUGAGAUACUGAACCCAUUACAUUUUUGGCAUUUUUUGCUCAAAAAAUGACUAAUGAUGAAUCGAUUGUCAAAAUAGUUGCUGGUUCAUUUUCUCUCGGCCGACUGAUUGAUUCAUCGACUGAUUGAUUGCAGCUCUAGAGGCAUCACCGACUCUACUCUCUUAUCCAUCUUCAUUACUUUGAAGUCCCCCUGACGGCGUCUCUUCUAAAUUAUGGACUGCUUUGCUACAGUACAACGUUUCAGCUAACUUCCUGUUAACCUGUUCUUUCUUUCUUUCUGUUACAGUAUGGUUCUGCUAAAUAUGUUCUGUUUUUGUCUGUCAUUUUCUGACCACAGGACUUGAAGCUCUGCAGUGUGAAAUUCUUAUUUUUACUCUUGGGUAGCAUUUUUUUCUUGAAUGAAACUUGAAACAGAUGGAGCAAAACAGAUCACCUUACAUAGCAAUUUGGGGACGUUGAUUAUGAUAAUGACCAAAUCCCGUGAAUGCAGCACCCCCCUCGAGAGCAGAUGGAGUUCGUCAAGUUGAAAGGAGCUAUUUAUGAAAAGUUUGUGCAGUUUAUUGAAUCCGAUGAAACAUUCCAAACCUCACAGAGAGAUGUCAGACAGGUUUGAGACAAAGAUUUGAAAAGGCCGAGAGUCUGAUUCAUUUCCAAAGAGAUUGUGAACAGGUUUGAAAGCAGUAUCUGAACUGAAGCAACUCUUUUUUUUUGUGUGUUUUUUUUUACGGUCAGUGAUUUCUCGCUAGUUUAACUCACCUGUCGAGAACUCCUUGGACUCGUGCCACCAUCCCUUCUGUCAACUUGAACACCAGUUUCAUUUGAGAUGCCAACACUGAUCUAAAAGAUAAGAUAAAGAUUCAAUUACACCUUUUACCUUGUUGGUUCUGAAUAUUUUUACUCAGAUCUAAGUACGUCAAAGGAGAAGAUUUUAUGUUUAUGAUCAAGUAAAAUCCACUUUUGUAAAUGAGACCCCAUAUCUCCGCAGUUGUAUUUAAGAUGUUUUUGUUGAGGCAGAACUCUUACUCUCGUGUAUUUAUUAUUAAUGUGUUGUUUUUGUAUUGUGCAUGUGCUGGUUUUCAAAAGAAAGUGUGAUAAAACCCAACAAUGCAUCUGUGGUUCUUAAUCACUCUGAUUAGUUUGUAUCUUGCGUAGCUUUCAAACAUUUUGUUUGUACAGAAAACUGUUGCUCAAUGUGAUGGAGUAUCAGGUGUGAGGACCGACCGACAUGGAAAAAGGAGGCGCGGCAGCUGCGAAUAGUUGUUAAGAGCUUGACUGAGUUUGUUUCUCAUUGUUCCAGCUUUCCCCUCAGACUGACAUGCAAUUUAUAUCCCCUACUUAAUACACCAGAUGGUUUCUUAUGAGCGCAGGUAAUUUGAAUAGGUUGUUUUUUCUGAGAACUGGGUACUGAGUCUCAUUUAACCACUCAUAAUCCUCAGAAAUGUCAACCAUCUUCAGUGCUAUGUAUAUGGCUGUGAAACACCUUAUUGUCACCUUUUUGAGGGUGAUCUCAUUGUGGCGCUGGCAGUUUCGUUCUUGGAAUUUUCUGGCUUUCCUGAGGCAUUUACCUUUUGAUAAACUUGUUCAUUUGCCUGCCACUCCUGCUCAAACUUGGCACACUGUCCAAGUUGGUAGACAGUCUACACUGUACGUAGAAAAGGAAAAAGGAACUUUGUGCCAAAAUCGUAGCCCCAUAGCACCUCAGACUACUGCUGUGUUUCCUCCAGCUUUUACAAAUAAAACUUUUAUAUUAUGCAAGUAUGUUGAAAAACUGCAGUCCUACUUUUCAGCACAUUUUUAUCAGAUCUUGUUGAUCCAUUUGAAAAAGUUCAUUAGGUGUCAUUUCUGGCAGGUAGAGAAAAUGAGUGGGUAAAGCUGUUUCCCUGAUAGAGAACAUGUCCUAAAUCCGCUUUAGUUAAAGGGUCAACUUUAGAAGGUGUUGAAUUCUGGCACUUAACACUUUACCUGACUAAAUCUACCUGCUGUCAUUGGGUUUUCCGUACGUUUAUCAGAAAAAUUUCCCCCCUCGGAGCCUCCCCAUUAUGUUCUAUUGCUGAAUAUGAGUAAAAGAAGAAAAAAAAUGCAUUCUGAGGCACAUCAGGGAUUCAGGUGAGCGCAAAACCACCUGACAGUCAUGAAAAAUUAUCUCUUUUUUAGUAUCUAUAAGACUAAAUUAGUAGUCUUUUGGAUAAUGUUAGAUUAUAUGUUUUCAUGUAAAUUAGCAGAGGUAUUUGUUUACAAGGCUUUUUUAUUGAAGAGCUAUGACUGAUACUUUGGAUAUGAAAAUGGCAUCUGUUUUUUGUAAAGUAAAUAAAACCAGAAAAUCGGUUUUACAGUCAGUAAUUUCUGUGUAACUUUAGUCACCUGUCAAGAAUUCAUUAAUUCAUUAAUUGGAACAUUUCUCUCGGAAGAUUCACUAACACCUUUCAGUUUUUGGUUCUCAGUAUUUUUCCCAAACCUAAGGACGCUUUGGGGAAAAAAGUUCCAGCCGAGUUGUAAUGAACUGAUGUAAUGUCUUC
This is a messenger RNA of Xiphias gladius (swordfish), 5996 nucleotides long. RefSeq names its product FUS RNA binding protein (gene fus). The transcript is spliced from 15 exons. The record is from RefSeq and is a predicted model, not a curated record. Gene Ontology annotation, molecular function: RNA binding; transcription coregulator activity. Lineage: Eukaryota; Metazoa; Chordata; Actinopteri; Istiophoriformes; Xiphiidae. Gene Ontology annotation, cellular component: nucleus. Gene Ontology annotation, biological process: regulation of DNA-templated transcription. The coding region runs from base 188 to 1810 and encodes 540 amino acids.